AUGCUCGCGCUUGUGUCGGCUAUUCCGACUAGGGAGCUGGAGGAGCGCACCAGCUGUACUAUCUCUUCUGUUUCCACGGCGUCGUCCAUCUCCACCUGUUCGACUGUCACUAUUGAGGCCUUCACCGUAGCUAGCGGAAGUACCUUGAGCCUCUCCCCGAUGUCGGGUGCAACUAUCACCAUGGCUGGCGAUAUCACCUUCGCCAAAACCACCAGUGAUGGCCCGUUAUUUACCAUCGACGGUGACGACAUCACUUUCAAUGGCGCUGGAUAUACAUUUGAUGGAAAUGGCGCUGAUUAUUGGGAUGGUGAAGGCACAGACGGUGGUGUCGACAAGCCUCAUCCCCUCUUGAAAUUCAAAGGCUCCGGCACAUACUCCGAUUUCACUGUCUUGAAUACCCCCGCGCAGGCUAUUUCCAUCGGCAACAGUGACGGUCUCGUCUUUGACAGUAUUACUGUCGACAACAGUGCCGGUGAUACCGAUGACCUCGGUCACAACACCGAUGGUUUCGAUGUUUCCGCGGACGACGUGACUAUCAAAAAUUCGGUCGUGAAGAACCAGGACGAUUGUAUUGCUAUUAACUCAGGCUCGACUAUCGUGUUUGAGAAUAACAAGUGCUCUGGGGGGCAUGGUAUCUCCAUCGGUUCUAUUGCCAGUGAUGCGACCGUCUCCGACGUUACUAUCUCUGGAAACACCGUUACCGACUCUAUGUACGGAUUCAGAAUCAAGGUUGAUGCCACGGCCACAGAUGCCUCGGUGUCCGGUGUCACGUACUCUGGUAACACGCUUAGCGGCAUCGACGAGUACGGUGUUCUGAUUACCCAGUCGUACCCCGCUAAUGAUGGUACUCCCGGAACUGGCGGACCCAUUUCGGAUAUUAACUUUACUGGAAGCGCUACUACUAUCGCGGUUGGAGACGACGCUGAACGAUUGGUCGUCGACUGUGGUGCCUGCUCUGGAACCUGGGAUUUCGCCGAGUUGACGAUAACUGGUGGUUCGGAAGGAAAUGUUUCCAGUAAUGAUGCCACUGUACGGUUUUUUGUUCUCGCCUCUUCUUAA
Messenger RNA from Guyanagaster necrorhizus, 1059 nucleotides. Its product is annotated as polygalacturonase. The transcript has 15 exons. Bases 1 to 1059 code for a protein of 352 amino acids. The record is from RefSeq and is a predicted model, not a curated record. Gene Ontology annotation, cellular component: extracellular region. Gene Ontology annotation, biological process: pectin catabolic process. Lineage: Eukaryota; Fungi; Basidiomycota; Agaricomycetes; Agaricales; Physalacriaceae. Gene Ontology annotation, molecular function: polygalacturonase activity.